UUUCGUACGCGUGCGGUUGUUUAGACGCUUGUCGGGUUUCUUUUAUAUAUUUAAUAAAUUCGGUGUUUUUAUUUAAUUGUUUCUGUUCUGUUGUUGUUUUAUUUAUAAGAGCCCGGCAUUUUUUCAAUUUCUACGUUUUCGUAUUGUGUUUGGUGCCUUUUGUGUAGAAUUUUUUUGGGUUUUUGCUAAUUAAAUUUAAUUAAAAAAUUAGUUUGUUUAAACUAAAUAAAAUCUUCAUUUAAAUGGUGUCUCGUGUUGAUGAUGAUGUUUAUAUUUAAAGCAAACAUUUGUGGUGAAAAAAAGAAAUAAAUGCUCCUUGAAAUAAAACAACCGGUUCCUUUAAGAAAAAACUAAGGAACCAAGGAAAAAAAUUCCAAAAUAAAUUAAAGUGCGAAUGAAAUUUAAUAAAAAAACCAAGGAAAAACAAAAAAAAUUAUCAGUUGCAAAAGCAGAGCAAUAAAUUAAAUUUUGGUUUUCUUUUUUUAUAAAGAACUAAAAAAAGUUCUACCGUGUAUUUGUUUUAUUGUUUUUUGAUUAAAACAAACGAAAAAAAGUCAGUGUCGGCAAAAAUGUUGUGGAAUAAGAAUAAAAAAUAAAGUAAAUUGUGCAAAUUAUGAUUAUAAUUGUUGUUAUUGUGAUUACAACGAUGUUGAUGAUAAAGUUAAUUAUGUUUUGAUUAAGUGUAAUAAAUAAACAUUUAUCAUUAUCAUAAUUUAAAAAUAUAUAAAAACAACAAAUAAAUAACCAAUGUGUCAAUUACUAUUUGCAAAGAGAAAGAAUUCUUAACAAACAACAACAAAUAAAUGAAAAGAAAGAAAAACAGCUUAUUAGAAUAAAAAUAAUAAAACAACAAAAAAUACUCGUAAACUAGUGCCAAGAUCAGUGUCAGCAGUGUAUGAAUUGAAGAACAACAAAAAAAAAAAAAACGCACAAAAAAGAAUCAGCAACCAGCAAAUUUAUCAAUAACAACUAACCAAACGACAGCAGCAGCAAUACCAAGAACAACAUCAUCAUCAUCACAAACAGACUGACCACAUUGCGUGACAGUGCAUCAUGCAGCAUUAUUAGUUGUGUGUGUUGUUGUUGUUAUUUCGCAUUUUUUUAUUAUCACUGUAUUUCCCCACAUGUUCUUCAAUGCAUUCUUCCUAUUCGUCUGUCAUUACCACUACAAUUACUACAAUAACCACCAGCAGCAGCAAGAAAAACAGCAACACCAGCAGCUAUACGUUUAAAAUGCGUCGUUCCAGUUUAAGUCGUAAUCAUUAUUUUGUCAUUGGUCUGUUUUUGGGUUUGGUCUUGUCAUUUUAUGUUCCUCAAGACAUCUGGGAAUUGGUACAGCAAGAAGAAUGUCCACAACAGGUUGCUGAAAAUAGUUUAAUAGAAAAAUUUGGCCAGGAAUUCGAGCCACAUUUAAACUUGAUUAACAAACCGUUGGCAGCUAAAAAACCGGUAAAAAAUGUCAUUCGUCCCCGCUAUUAUUCCUCUGAAUUGGGUAUUCGUGAGAAAAUCUUUAUUGGUGUCAUGACAACCCAAGACAACAUCAAUACAUUAGCCACAGCAAUAAAUCGCACAACAGCUCAUCUAGUAAAUAAAAUAAAAUUCUUCAUUAAUGCCGAUAAUGUUAAAACCAAUUACAAAUUGAAGAAUAUUGUUGGUUUUACAGACACACGAGAAAAUCUGCGACCAUUCCAUGUCAUCAAAUACAUUGCAGAUAAUUAUCUAGACGAUUAUGAUUAUUUUCUAAUCAUACAAGACAACGUGUAUGUGGAUACACGAAAAUUGAAAGAGAUGUUGUAUCACAUGAGCAUAACAUUUGAUCUAUAUAUGGGAGCAACUGCUGAGAGCAGUUACAGUAGUUAUGGCGUCAACAACAAUGUGGGAAGAGAUGGGGUUAUGGCGGCGGCCGCUUUGUCUGGCAAUGUAAUUGAUGGUGAUAGUAAUGCUGGCGGUGUUGAUGCUGCCGCUGCUAAUAAUGAUGAGUUUCGUAUGUUAAGCGAUCGUAAUUACUGUGAUUUAAAUGCUGGCAUUUUAUUGAGCAGUAGUGUUAUACGCAAAAUGCGCAACAAUUUAGACUGGUGUGUACGGAAUGGCAUCACCAAUGUUCAUAGUAUUAACAUUGGUCGCUGUGUUAAAUAUUCUAGUAAUUUACCGGGUUGCCAGGAAAAGUUUCAGGGAAUUCAACAGAGGACGUACGCUUUGAAGACAAGUACAAAAUUAUUUAAAGAUUUAAAUUUAUUAGCUAAAGAUGAGGCAUUUCGUAAUGCCACCACAAUAUAUCCGGUUACAACAACUGAUGAUUUUUAUAGACUUCAUGCUUAUUUCUCAAAGUAUCAUUUAGAAAUUGUUCAUCUUAAUAGCGGAGAAUUGGAACAGAAAUCAUAUCGUAUUGCCAAUGGUACGAUAUCGAAUAAUAUCCUAGAAAUAAGAUGGCCCCUAGGCGUACCAUUGGCCAGUGCGCCCGAAACACGUCACGACAUUCUUAUGUGGCAUCUCAUAAAUCGCACUCAUAUAUUUUUACCAAAUGGUGAGAAUAAUAUCGAAACAUUAAGUACAAUUGAAUCUUUAGAUUUGAAUAAAGUGCUCGACAUAACCAUACAAUAUGCAAAAACAAAAUUUCCCACCAUGAUUAAUACGGGCAUACAUAGUAUCUAUAGAAGGUUUGAUGCUACGCGGGGUAUGGAUUAUCAAAUACAUUUAAAUAUGCGUGAUACGGGGAGAAUGUCGGCGCUGACACAGAGAAAUAGUAUUAUAAAAAGUUUUCAAAUUGUAAAACCUUUGGGACGGGUGGAAGUGGUGCCAUCUCCUUAUGUUACGGAAAGUACGCGUAUAGCUAUACUGGUGCCUACCUUUGAACAUCAAUUGGAGGAUGCUUUGGAUUUCAUAACACAAUAUGAAAAGAUAUGCAUGCACAAUCAGGAUAAUACAUUUUUAUUAAUGAUUUUUAUGUACCGUUAUGAUUCAUCUAGCAAAGGAGACACUGAUCCCUUUAAAUCUCUAAAAACUCUUGCCUUAGAUUUAUCUUCAAAAUAUAAAACAGAUGGUUCUCGCAUUGCUUGGGUAUCAAUACGUUUACCUUCGGCGUUAAGUGAUCCUAUACCUUCAGAAGAUGUUAUGCUCAACUCCUUAUAUGGCCACAAUGAAAUCUUAAGUGUAGCUGUAGCUGAUCUUGCCUUGCCAAAAAUUGGCUUAGAAAGUCUAGUGUUAAUGGCUUCAAAUUCUAUAACUUUCAAACCCGACUUUCUUAAUCGGGUGCGUAUGAAUACCAUACAAGGUUUUCAAGUAUAUUCUCCUGUAGGUUUCAUGAUGUAUCCUUGUAAAUUGGCUGGAUUCUGUAAAGAAUGUGAGUCAUGUGAUGUUAGUCAAAGUACGGGUUAUUUUGAUAAAUGGAAUUAUGAUGUUAUAUCGUUUUACAGUCGGGAUUAUGUGCAGGCUCGUAAACUAGUUGAAACAUCUUUGCCGAUUACUCGCACUGACAAUGAUAUCGAACAAUUGCUUACACGUGCUGAUAAAACAAUAAACAAUAUACUGGACAUGUUUGUAUCGUCACAGCUGCCGGUACACAUGUUGCGUGGCGUGGAGCCAAAUCUUCGCUAUGGUACGGCCAUAAAAAAUUUCAUUGAUAAAAAUUAUGAAAACAAUAACAUUGACAAUAAUAACAAUAACAUACCAAAGUGUAUGCUAAACGAUGAUGAACAAAAUAGUAUUGAUACGGCUGAUUAUGAUACAAACAGAAGGAGUGGUGCUAGUGAUAGCAGAAGUAGUCGUAUUGAACAACAUCGACAUAAGUGCAUACAUUUGGCAUCAAGAAAACAAAUAGGAGAUUCCAUAAUACGUUAUGAAGAUAAAAGUAUUAUACAUAAAUGAAAACUAACAACUUCAUUAACAUUAUCCAAAUAUAAAUAAACCACUCUCCCACUUUAAGUUUUAAUGUUUACUAUGAUAAUAGUGUUAUAAGAGUUUUUUUUUUUUUUUAAUUUUAAAUUAUUAUUUUUUUAAUUGUGAAGUAUUUUGAUAUUUUUUUUGUGUUAUUAUACUGUAUAGCGUGUAGUUAGGAAAUUUUAAAUACUAUUUUUUUAUUUUCUAUUGUUAUUUAUUUAUUUGUUGUAAAUAAUAUUUUGUGUAUGUAUUAGUGGUUAAGUUUAUCAAGGACUAUUGAAAUUUUUUUCUCUCUUAUUGUAAAAAUUGUGUUAAAAAUUGAAUUUUAUAAAAAAAUAAAUAAAUUUUUCUUAAAAAUUAUUUCAAAUUUGUAAACAAUUUGUUUUAGCAGGACUUAAUGCCAUAAAACAAACAAAAUAUUUAAAACAAGAAUUUUCUUAAAACGCAGUAUUGUUUUACUAUAAUUUGUGAAUAAUAGAUUUCAAGAAUUAUAAAGAUUUGAAAAAAUUAUUUCUUGCAUAAGUUUUUUUUUUUGCACUAAAUUAGACAUUUAUUUUUUUUAAGCAGUUCCUUUUUGUAUUUAUAACGAAAUUAAAACUUAUUUCUUAUAAAGUAGCCAACGAAGUUAUUUUAAUGCUCAAUUUAGAAUGUCAAAAUGUAUAUGUAAAUAUAUAUUCUAGCUAGAUAUUUAAUUAUAUCACACCAUACACACACCCACUUUUGUUUGCCAAAAUCUUGCUUGUAAACAUACAAAUUAUUCCUAUAGUUUUAGUUAAUUUUUCUAAGUCCUUUAAAUUUUUUAAUUUAUAUUUGUUGUAUUUAAACUUGGUCUGUGUUUGUAAAAUGAUUCCAUGAUAAAUUUGGUUUUAUAUUAAGGAAAAUCUACAUCAAAAUAUUAAACUAUUUUAAACUUAUGACUGCCUUAGAUGUUACUACUACCUCUCUAUCAUUUUUAUUAUUAUAAUUUUCGUAGUCAUUUAAUUCUCAUUAAGUUUAUUAUUUAACUAUACAUGCAAAUUAAAUAUUAAUUUACAUUAUUUUUGUAAAAUUGCCAAAGGUUUAAGAAACAACUUUUAUAUUAGACAAGUUUACUAAAUACAGAAAUAAAUCAAUAAAAAAAAACAGAAAUAAUGUACUGUAAAUCCUAUGAAAUUGAUAGAAAAAUUAUUAUUAUGCCAUUUACUUGCUGAUAUAAUUGUUUACUUUAUAGUAAGUACGUUUAUAGUAAUAAAUUUAUACACUAAAAA
Messenger RNA from Lucilia cuprina (Australian sheep blowfly), 5123 nucleotides. RefSeq names its product chondroitin sulfate glucuronyltransferase (gene Chpf). Gene Ontology annotation, molecular function: glucuronosyl-N-acetylgalactosaminyl-proteoglycan 4-beta-N-acetylgalactosaminyltransferase activity. Bases 1135 to 3864 code for a protein of 909 amino acids. The record is from RefSeq and is a predicted model, not a curated record. Lineage: Eukaryota; Metazoa; Arthropoda; Insecta; Diptera; Calliphoridae. The transcript is spliced from 7 exons. Gene Ontology annotation, cellular component: Golgi cisterna membrane.